UUGAACGAUUGUUCGACUUCGUUAUCGAAUGCAAAUACUGUUCUAGUUCCAAAUAUCUGUUAGAUUAGCAACUACUUACAUUCGUUACAAAACGAACAAAUUUACCAUUUACUCAUCGUACCAAUGUUGUAAAUAAAGGGGUGAAUUGGCUGUAUUAGUUAAUUACACAUAUGAUAGACAAAAACAAGAGUUUUCUUAGAACCGUUUAAUUAUAAUUGCUAUACGAAUUAUGUAUUCGAUACUAUAACUCGGUUCAUUGACUUUAUUUUUGUUAAAUAUUCGUACUGCUCAUAUCGAAAACAGUUUAAAAAAUUAGAAUCAAUAAUUGUAAUAUUCAAUCCGUGAUCAUCGAAUACGCGUAAAAGUUCAAUUAUCGCGUAAAAUGGAGUAUCAAAAUCGAUUGUGUAUGAAAAAAUACUUAAUUUACACAAUGGAUUUGAUGCGGUUUAGUAUACAUUAAAUGAAUACCGGCCAACAGCAUAUUUCUUAUGUGAACGAAUUUUUUGUUUAAACAUGUGAUAUUUUUUCUUGGCGUUCUUUCAAGCUGUAUAUAUAAAUGAUGAUGUUCUGGAUUGUUUCUCUGAUAGCAAUUAUUUUGCAUUUCAGUUCUGCACAAACUAAACCUGAAUCACAAGGUUAUUGUGCACCAUACAAUGGUAAGAUUUGUAAGAAAUAUUUAACUGGAAUUGGAAAAGUAUGGUUCAAUGAUUCCAAUGAUAAUCCUGGAGGAUGGUUGAAUGAACGUAUCACAACUAAUUUAUGGGAGGAAUUGAUACAACGACUUGUUGAACCAUGUCGUUCAGCUGCAGAGAAAAUGCUAUGUAUGUAUGCUUUUCCACAAUGUCACAACUCAGUUGGUCUACCAUUAUGUUAUGAAGACUGUAUGGCAGUACGUCAUCAAUUCUGUUUCAAUGACUGGGCAAUGAUAGAGGAUAACAAACAGAGAGAUAUUUAUAUCAGAUCAAGAGGACAUUUCACAUUACCAGAUUGUGAAUCACUGCCAAAAGUAGUUAAAGGAAACACGACCUGUUCUCAUAUUCAUUUGACUGAUAUGAAUGAAGAACUUGUUACAUAUGAUUGUGUCCAGGGCAAUGGUAGGUUUUACAUGGGCAAAGUAAAUAAAACAAGAUUAGGUUUGGAUUGUCAGUCAUGGAAUGCACAAGUGCCACAUAGUCAUGAUAGACCACCAGAUGUCUUCCCUCAAAUUCGUUAUGGAGAGAAUUAUUGCAGAAAUGCAGGUGGAGAAGAACCAAUGCCAUGGUGUUUUACUAUGGAUCCUCAUAUAAGAUGGCAACAUUGUGAUAUUCCUAUGUGUGCCCAAAAAACAUUUGAUCCUAAAAAGGUUAAUGCAGAUAACGUAACAAGUAAAGUUUUGGAAAUUGAUCCUAAAGACCUAGUAAUGGACACAUUAUUUACUCCAAUGUUUGUAUUUAUAUUAUCUUCAUUACUAUUUGUAAUUAUAGUUGGAAGUUCAUUAUCUCUUAUUUUAAGUCAUAGACUUCAUAAAAGACAUCAAGGAUAUAACCCUACGGAUAAUCAGUAUGUCGGUAUUGAUUUAGAUAAAUUACCGAGCAACGAUGCAUACCACAAAACGACUGCACAACUUAAUCCGAAAUUGGAGAAACUCGAAUUUCCAAGAAAUAAUAUCAUUUACGUUCGAGAUUUAGGACAAGGCGCAUUUGGUAGAGUAUUCCAAGCAAAAGCGCCUGGUCUCGUUCCUGGUGAAGAAUUCACCAAUGUUGCUGUAAAGAUGUUAAAAGAAGAAGCGUCGGAUGAUCUUCUCAAGGAUUUUGAACGAGAAGCAUGUCUUCUCGCCGAAUUUGAUCACCCAAAUAUCGUCAAAUUAUUAGGUGUAUGCGCAUUAGGUCGACCAAUGUGUCUCCUUUUCGAGUACAUGGGUCGUGGUGAUUUGAAUGAAUUUCUACGAUCUUGCUCGCCAGGAAAUUAUAUCAUUCGAAGCCUAGAAAAAGACGAACAUUUCACAGAUUCUCGUCUAUCACACAUGGAUUUAAUUAAUAUUGCACUUCAAGUAGCAUCCGGAAUGGUGUACUUGUCAGAUCGAAAAUUCGUUCAUCGAGAUCUUGCAACACGAAAUUGUUUGAUCAAUGAUCAAAUGAUCGUAAAGAUAGCAGAUUUUGGCUUAUCGCAAAAAAUCUAUUUACAAGAUUAUUACAAAGGUGACGAACAAGAUGCUAUUCCAGUUAGAUGGAUGCCUUUAGAAAGUAUAUUGUACAAUAAGUAUACUGUCGAGUCUGAUGUGUGGGCGUUCGCAGUGUGCUUAUGGGAAAUAUUUAGUUUUGCGCUUCAGCCUUAUUACGGAAUGACGCACGAAGAAGUUGUAAAAUACAUUAAAGAGGGCAAUGUACUCCAAUGCCCUGAAAAUACUCCACCUGCGGUAUACGAUCUAAUGAAGCUCUGUUGGAACAGGAGACCAUCGGAUAGACCUACUUUCAGAACAAUUUAUAACACCCUUGAUACUAUAAAAUACAAUCUGGAAGCAGAAAAUAAGUCGGACAGUGUACCAUUGCGUAUUCACGUUUGAGCCUGAUAAUAAUUUGUCUCUGAAGGGAAUUCAAUAAUUCACAUAAUUAUGAAGUAAGUGAUAUUUAUGGAAAGGUAAACGUAAGUAAGUGGUAAAUUAUACUACAUGUUACACACAAUUGCCUUUGUUACGUUUGUUAUGUAGCCUUAUUAAAUUAAUUGAUCAAAAUAUUUAUGAAAAGUGUGUUAAUAGUAACACGUAUUGGUUACUAUUAUGUUUACAAGAAUGAUUGCACAAAUGCAUUAAGUUAAAUUGGAAAAAUAUUUUUAUUUGAUUUAUAGCCAAUUCUUGUAAAUAUACAUAUACACUACUAAAUCAAUUGUUUUCUACAAAAUGGAAAAUUUCAAAUUUUGCUCGAUCAUGUUUACAAUUACUAAACUUAAAUGCUGUUUAAAAUAAUUUUCAUAAUACCUUUUUAGAUUAUAAAGCUGCUAACAAUUUAUUUAUUACUAAUUUAUUUAAACUUAUAUCGAAACUAAAGAACUGAAGACUGGUAUGUACGAAGAACAUAUAUAUGUAAUCAAGAUACUGUAUGAGUGUUUCAGAAUAAUUUUCCACACAUACAAAUCUCAAUCUUCAAUUUGCGUUCUGCCUAUUGUGAUUUCACGCAUUCCGUCAACGAAUUUUACAAUAAUAUAACAUGUUUCUAACUGCCAUUAAAAGAUGAAAUACACAUAACAGUCCAAUCUAAUGGUAAGAAUAAAACACAACAAUACAAAGAUUUCAGUGGUAGUACUACCAUUAUAGAAUACUUAUUAUAUAAGUAAUCGGAAUCCAAAACUCAAUGUGUUUUUUCGAAGUAAAUAAUAGAUUAAUUUGUGUGUUGCUAUUAAUAUUAACUUGUUUCUAUUUACAAAAAGUUAGAAAUAUGCUUAUAAAAAGAUACGGUAUUGCUGUUAACUCUUCUUAAAAGAUUUCAUAAAAUUUUCUUAUAUAAAUAUAAGAAUGAUGCUUAAAAUGUUUGUUUAAUGUUCUACCAAAAAAAAAACUUAGUUUUAAGUGAUAAAGGUUCAAUAAUUAUAUUGUAAGAAUAGUGGAUUUUUUGCAUUAUAUUUCAUUUUAACAUAAUUAUGAAGAUACAAAUUUAUAUAAUUAUUUGUAUAAAUUUUUAAUGCUUGUUAUUUCUAUGAUUAAAAGUGUAGAGAUUGAUGAUACAUUUUUUAACUAACAUAAUUUUUAUACUAUCUGUGAAUAUAAAAGACACUUUUAUCUUUUCCUCUACUUCUUCUUGGUACAUUUUUAUGAGGAAUUGAAGAAGAAUGUACUAGUUGACCUGAUAAUUAUGGCUAUAUGCAUACAUAUUUAUAUGUGUAAUUGUAUGUACUAGAUAUAUUUGCAAUGCUUUUUUUUACUACUUCAGAUAAGAAAUAUCUUUAGAGACAUACAUUAUGUUAUAGAAAACAGACGAACUUUCCUAUAUAUAAAUAUAUAUAAAGCAAAUAGAAAAAUAAUAAUGUUUUGCUAAAGCCUAAGACAGAUAAUACUGAAUUUAUAUAACUAUGUGAACAAUUUGGCUAUAAAAAAAUGGGUUUAUAUUUAGCAACGUUAUAUGUAAACUGUCCUUAAUUGUUAGAUGUUAGAUCGUUGCUGUACCAAAAACCAUAGCCUAUUUAAUGUACGGAAAAUAAUAUCAUUAAAAGCUAUUAUGACAAAUGUUAUAGUAAGAAGAUAAAAAACAUUAAGUGAGUGUAUACUGUGCAACUGUUAUACAUAAGAUUUGAAAGUAAAUCAUUACUGUGGUGUAAACGGUAUUUAAAUGAAUGUUUUACUCAUAAUACGAUUGUUUCAAUAUAUUAUUAAAUGCAAAAAGUUGUCAUAAAUGGAGUAAAACUUAGAUCAAACUUUUUUAACAAUUGCACUUUACUUUUAUUUCAACUUUUUGUGAUAUAGUUUAAUUUUUUUCAACUAAUAUUAAAGCUAUCUAGUGCUAUUGUUUAUCACUGUAUUUGCAUUCCAAUAGAUGUGUCACUGAUCAGUAUUUUCACAAGGAUCUGUAUGUAUAUGUUGCAAAGAGCAUAUUCAUUUGUGAAUGUUCUAUCUUAUGCUUAAGUACAUAGAUAUGUAAACUAAUGAAUGUCAUUGUCCAGUUGAUUUCUCAAGGCAAUUAAUUAACUCAUUUGGUUGAGCAUUAACAAAUAUGAUAUACUAUAUGCAGAAAGUGUGAAUGCAAUGUUCAAAUGCUCUUCCACAAAUCUUUUUAUAUAUGACUUUUAUAUUGUGAAGAAAAGACAAAAGAACUUUUACCAAGUCUGUGCUCUUACAUCUGUGUAUUUGUAUUCUGUAUAAGUAGAGUUGUACGUGAUAUAAUAUUACGAUAAUACGUACACAAUACGUAUUGUCUAUGACCAAGAAACUUCUGGUAUUAUAUACUUCGUUGAGUUCAGAUGUGUUAUUGACAAUGGUAGACUCUAUUCUGAAUUUUAUGUACAACAAACUAAUCUACUCUGUAAAAACAUAGAGAUUCCUCGAUACUCUAUUUUAAACUUCUAAUGAAAUUCAUACAUGUGCAAAAGUAAUCUAAAGUUGCAUCUUAUUUUAUUGUAAAGAAUCAUGUUUAACUAAAGAGCUAGUAAAGAUUGUGUGCUUUAUACUAUGAAUAUCGAGGAAUUAUCAAUGAAAUACUACGAACAUGUUGAAGAAGAACUGCUAUGAAACUUUUACUGAUGUACAACUUUUACAAGGAAUAAACAACCAAUUUCAUAUA
Messenger RNA from Bombus pascuorum, 5246 nucleotides. RefSeq names its product tyrosine-protein kinase transmembrane receptor Ror2 (gene Nrk). Gene Ontology annotation, molecular function: transmembrane receptor protein tyrosine kinase activity; ATP binding; protein binding. The transcript is spliced from 6 exons. The record is from RefSeq and is a predicted model, not a curated record. Bases 557 to 2542 code for a protein of 661 amino acids. Gene Ontology annotation, cellular component: signaling receptor complex. NCBI's taxonomy places the organism in Eukaryota, Metazoa, Arthropoda, Insecta, Hymenoptera, Apidae. Gene Ontology annotation, biological process: protein phosphorylation; cell surface receptor protein tyrosine kinase signaling pathway; positive regulation of kinase activity.